This is a messenger RNA of Nerophis lumbriciformis (worm pipefish), 3225 nucleotides long. RefSeq names its product heterogeneous nuclear ribonucleoprotein Q-like. The record is from RefSeq and is a predicted model, not a curated record. Lineage: Eukaryota; Metazoa; Chordata; Actinopteri; Syngnathiformes; Syngnathidae. Gene Ontology annotation, molecular function: RNA binding.
AUGCAUCGUUUUUUCCCCUCUUAUAUUUCUGCUUCAAUUAGGUGCAUGAGUUUGAGAAACAUGAUGGCGAAAAACUUCUGGAUGGCAUCAUGGAUGAUUUCUGGAGACAUGGCCACAGAACAUAUUAAUGGAAAUGGUCCAGAAGAACCAAUGGACAUCUCUGCUGCAGUUACCCAUUCUGAGCACUUCCAGACUUUAUUAGAUGCUGGUUUACCACAGAAAGUUGCUGAAAAACUAGAUGAAAUUUACAUAGCAGGAUUGGUGUCACACAGUGACUUAGAUGAUCGAGCAAUUGAGGCUCUAAAAGAAUUCAACGAGGAAGGUGCUCUCCAAGUCCUGUUGCAAUUCAAGGACAGCGAUCUCUCACAUGUUCAGAACAAAAGUGCCUUUCUUUGUGGCGUGAUGAAGACAUACAGACAAAGAGAGAAACAAGGGACCAAAGUGGCAGACACUAACAAAGGACCAGAUGAAGCCAAAAUCAAAGCACUGCUGGAGAGGACUGGCUACACGCUGGAUGUAACUACAGGCCAGAGGAAGUAUGGCGGUCCUCCACCUGAGUCAGCUCACUCGGGAGCGCAGCCGACUGUCGGGACAGAGAUAUUUGUUGGCAAAAUCCCAAGAGACCUCUUUGAGGAUGAGUUGGUUCCUCUGUUUGAGAAAGCUGGGCCCAUUUGGGACUUGCGUCUAAUGAUGGAUCCCCUCAGUGGCCUGAACAGAGGCUACGCCUUCGUCACUUUCUGCACUAAAGAGGCGGCACAACAGGCUGUCAAAUUGUGCAACAACAAUGAAAUUCGACCUGGCAAACAAAUUGGUGUGUGCAUCUCAGUGGCCAAUAACAGGCUGUUUGUUGGCUCCAUUCCCAAGAGUAAAACAAAAGAGCAGAUUGUUGAAGAAUUUGCAAAAGUCACAGAGGGUUUAAAUGAUGUCAUAUUAUACCACCAACCCGACGACAAGAAGAAGAAUCGUGGCUUUUGCUUCCUGGAGUAUGAAGACCACAAGACUGCGGCUCAGGCUCGCCGACGUUUGAUGAGUGGCAAAGUGAAAGUGUGGGGCAAUGUGGUCACCGUAGAAUGGGCUGAUCCCAUCGAGGACCCUGACCCAGAGGUUAUGGCUAAGGUGAAAGUACUGUUUGUGAGGAACCUAGCGAGUUCUGUUACAGAAGAGAUUCUUGAAAAAUCCUUCAGUCAGUUUGGCAAGUUGGAGCGUGUGAAAAAAUUGAAAGACUAUGCUUUCAUCCACUUUGAAGAAAGAGAUGGCGCUGUUAAGGCUCUGGCUGAUCUCAAUGGAAAAGACCUGGAAGGAGAACAUAUUGAGAUAGUCUUUGCCAAGCCUCCUGACCAGAAGAGGAAAGAGCGCAAAGCUCAGAGACAAGCAGCCAAAACACAAAUGUAUGAUGAAUACUAUUACUAUGCGCCUCCGCACAUGCCGCCACCCACAAGAGGUCGUGGACGAGGCGGGCGCGGUGGAUACUCUUACCCUCCCUACUACUACAGCUCCGAAGACUAUUAUGAUUACUAUGGCUACGACUACCACAACUACCGGGGCGGCUAUGACGAUCCGUUCUAUAGCUACGAUGAAUUCCAGGGCUCUGGGAGAGUCCGAGGAGCGAGAGGUGGUCUCCGCGGUAUCAGUCAGACCAGGGGCCGCGGAAGCAUCACACCUAGAGGGAGAGUGGGCUUCUCACAGCGAGGCGGGCCCGGAACGAGCAGAGGUAGAUGACAUGUUAACAGGGAAGCGGGGCCGAGGGCGGUCCUGACCAGUCAAAUCAACGGAUACUGACUUGAUGUGUGGGGUUACACCGUGAGCUGCAAAGGAUUUUGAAACAAAAAAAAAACGUGACAUAAAAAAGGUCCAUGAUAUUCCAGCCUUACAGAAGAAACAUCUCCCCGCUUUCCCAUGUUUUUUUUUUCUUUAAACAAAACUGCCACCUUAAAAAGAUGAUCGCACGAAUUUCUAUAUUCGCCUAAGCCUCUUUCGCCCCAUGCCCCUCUAGCUGUCCCUGACAAUAAGGUGUCAAUUUAUUGCCCUAACAAUCUCCCCUAUUCCCUGUCCCCGAACAUGCCAUUUUUAAAUAAUUAUUGAAGAAUUUGCACUUUUUAAGUUUCUUAGGUUUGAAGUGGCUCGAAGGAGCUUGAUGCUAUUGUAUAUUUUUGUGCUAAUCGCAAUUUUUAUUGUUGGAAUAUCCAUGUUAAAUCUUUUUGAUGUGGAUGUUUGAAAGAGAACAUUUGCAGGUUUUUAUUUCGGGUGUACCCACCUGGCAUGGAUAAGUCAGGCAUUCCAGGAAAGUGGUUCUUUUCAGAACUUGUCUUUAAAGGGUUGGUUGACUACCUCAGUACAGAGGACUAAACUACCCGGCCUGUACUGUAAAUAGGGAAACUAUAUUGAUGAAAGCAGGGCUUGUUCUCAUAUAAAAUAUGCACAAGAGCGGCGGCGCACAAACAAUGUACUUAAUGUAAUAUAGUCAUUUUCGCUGCAGCUCUGACACUGCAAACAGUCAAACUGGGCAUGCAAAACAAUCUCAUAAGAUGAGUUCGAACAAGCCUUGCUUUUAUCCUAUUUUGAACUGAAUUAGCUGCCUUGCUUCUUCAGAGUAUGUAGUUACUGUUUGUAUAGUUUUUUUUUUGUCUUCGGAUAAAAUGUUACUUUUGUAAAGGCUUCAAUGUCACGGGCAUCAGAAUGCCUUUGAUUUUAACGGAUAACAAAAUAAAAGCCCUGCAGUGUCCCUUUGUGCCACUGUAAUCCAGUGGGUUUGUUUGUUUUUUUUGAAUAUCGAAACAUCUUCAGACAUCCUAAUCAUUUAACAUCAUAGUCAAUCCAUCAUUGUGUAAGAUCAUGUUCUUGUGGACUGGUCCCUCUUCCAUCUCCCAAACCAGCGACUGUACUGUUAAGUUAUUCUUGACCACCAGUUAGGCACUAUGUCUGAAGUUCUGGUUUUGGUGUUGGGACCGAUGUCAUCACAACAUGGCAUAAGGGAUGCUGCAGUGAAUGAAAUCUAUUUCCAGGUAUAGCUCCAAGGAAACUGUGCUGUUCAAUUUCAGUUUUCUAUACAGUUAACUCCCUCAAUAAAAUACAUAACCACCUUUUGAAAAAAAAAAAAAAAGAUGUUAGCAGUUUUAAACUAUUGUUGGUGGCCAACAACGUUUUUUGCAUUCCUGCAAAUAAAUUGUUUUAUACUGUAAAAUGGAGGUGAGUAACUUAUUUUUGUAAUAAAGUUUUUGAUUUCUA